AUGCAGGUGGAGCAUGUUGAUGAUGAUACAGGUGUGCAGGUGGAGCCUAUUGAUGAGCAUGGUGACCAUGAUAAUGAUGUUGCUGAGGAUGAUGCUCAUGAUGAUGUUCAGCAAACUCCUCCUAUUUUGCAGUUAGAGGAGGAUUUACCUAUUGCUCAACGCAAGUCAAAAAGGACAAUUGCACCUCCUAAGCGUCUUAUUGAAGAGUGUAAUUUGUCUUACUAUGCUUUGAGUUGUGCUUUGAACAGUGGAGAAUGUUCAUGA
Messenger RNA from Miscanthus lutarioriparius, 264 nucleotides. Lineage: Eukaryota; Viridiplantae; Streptophyta; Magnoliopsida; Poales; Poaceae. The record is from the annotation of a GenBank genome assembly.